AACAGUGGAAGAGAGAGUGAAACGAACACAGAGGAGCUGACGAGUAAUGGGUGAUUCAAGCGACUCUGUUUCUAUUGAUGUUGAGAUGAUACCGUUAGGAGGGAAGGAAUAUGUAGUCGAGACAAGUAAAGGUUCCAUCUCUGUUUUUGUUUGUGGGGAUCAAGAAAAACCUGCUUUAAUUACGUACCCAGAUGUUUCUCUCAAUUAUAUGUCUUGCUUCCAAGGUCUCUUCUUUUGCCCAGAUGCAGCUUCUUUGUUGCUUCACAACUUCUGCAUUUACCACAUUGAUGCCCCUGGACACGAGUUAGGAGCCGCUGCUAUUUCUUCAGAUGCUCCGUUGCUCAACAUAGACGACCUUGCCGACCAGGUUGUAGAAGUGCUCGACUUCUUUGGGCUCAAAGAAGUUCUAUGCUUGGGGGUUACUGCUGGGGCGUACAUCCUUACACUCUUUGCAAUGAAAUACAAGGACCGUGUUCUUGGGUUAAUCCUUGUUUCCCCACUUUGCAGAAAACCUUCAUGGACAGAAUGGCUAUAUAACAAGUUAAUGUUGAACUUGCUCUACUUCUAUGGUAUGUGUGGUUUAUUGAAGGAGUGUCUUCUCCAACGUUACUUCAGUAAGGAAAUUAGGAGUGGUAUGCAUGGAGCAGAAUCUGACAUAGUACAAUCUUGCCGAAGAUUACUGGAUGAAAGACAAAGCUCAAAUGUCAUGCGCUUUCUACAAGCUAUUAACGAGAGGCAUGAUCUCACUGAUGGCUUGAAAAAAUUAAAAUGCAAGACUCUCAUUUUUGUGGGUGAAAGGAGUCCAUUUCAUUCUGAGGCUCUCCACCUCAGUGCCAAAAUGGACAAGAGAAGUAGUUCUCUUGUAGAGGUUGAAGCAUGUGGUUCACUGGUGACAGAGGAAGAUCCAUAUGCCAUGUUGAUACCUAUCGAGUUCUUUUUAAUGGGUUUUGGCUACCAUCGGCAGCCAACUCUUACAUCAUUAUUGUCAAGUACUCAAGGUUCAAACCCUGCAAGGCACCUCUCCAGCCAUUCAUCGAUAGCACCAGAGCUUCUGUCACCAGAGAGUCUAGGAGUCAAGCUCAAACCUAUCAAGACCCGCAUUGCGCUUGAAGUUUGACAU
Messenger RNA from Telopea speciosissima, 1120 nucleotides. Its product is annotated as protein NDL2-like. The record is from RefSeq and is a predicted model, not a curated record. NCBI's taxonomy places the organism in Eukaryota, Viridiplantae, Streptophyta, Magnoliopsida, Proteales, Proteaceae. Bases 47 to 1117 code for a protein of 356 amino acids. The transcript is spliced from 12 exons.